AAACUCUUAUAUGAAAAAUAAGCGACAGAAAUGAGUGAAAAAUACGUAAAUGAAGUGACAAUGAGAGUGUCCUUUUUUUCUCACCUAUUUGUCUCCAUGGUGAAAAACAACGGCUGUUACCAUGCUUUUCCUAGUCACAUUACAGAAGUACAGGGUAAGGAAAAUGAGGAAGAUGUAGGCGGGUUUUUACACCCUAUUACAUAAGCAGUUCAGAAGAACUUCAUGAAAUCACAUUGCCAAAGUGCACAAAAAUACACCACCAAGCCAAAUUCACACCUUCCAUCCUUUUUGCUCACCAUUACUGUAGCAGCCACAAGGAAACGGGUUUUCAAGGAGGAGCAGGUUAGUGGACAGUUUUUAUUCUCACCUAAUGAGCUCUCUAAUCAACCUGGAUGAGAAUAAUCACUACAACAGGAUUUCGACCUCAUUGCUAUUUCCAAACUCCUAACAUGACAGUCUCCUGUGGACAUGUGUCAGGAUUCAGAAUUCUCUAAGAGGCAUGAAUGGGACAGCAAUUGAAAAUUUUGUCUGUGUCAUUUUUAAUGUUUCCUUCAUGAAUUGCACUUGGCAUGUGGGCAGGAAUGUUUCAGGAGAUACCCAGUAUUUUCUGCACUGGAAAACCUCAAGGAAAGAAGACUUCACAGAAUGCCAGAAUUACAUCAAAGAUAAUUAUGGAAGGCACACAGGAUGUAGAUUCCAAAACGUGACAAUAGAAAAUAAGGCAGCUUAUUUCCUGGUAAACGGUUCUAGAAAUAAACAAAACAUUCAGUCAUAUAAGAAGGUGAUUUUCCUGUACAAAAUUGAAAAACUCACCCCUCCAUCAAAUGUCACUGUGAACUGUACAGAAGCUUCUCAUGGUUGUGAAAUUCAGUGGCAACCACCUCGCACAAGUCAUGUGAAAAGACGUGAUUGUUUCAAAUAUGAAAUUGUCAUAGAAAGUAAGGCUGAUCCUGAGAAAAACAUCAGAAACACAUCUAGAACAGCAAGCAGCAUCACAGGAAACUCCUACAUAUUUGGGAGCUUCAGCACAGAAAAAAGGUACAGCGUCAAAAUCAGAGCAACUGACAAUGGUUGUUUAGUGAGCAACAGCUGGGGAGAGUGGAGUACACCUGUAGAGUUUGGAACAAGCCAACUUACAUCUGCUUCAUCAUAUAUGUUAUCUCUGAUAUCAGUGCUGCCAGUAGGCCUUGUACUUUUUCUCUGCUCAGUAAGAUCUUAUUUGAAAAAAGCAUCUGCUAUAAUACCACGGCCAAGAGACCCAUUCUAUGAGCUCUGCCCAAUAGAUUUCAAGACAGAAUAUAAGAAUCAGUCAAUAAUGCAUGAAACUGAAGAAACAAUAGUAAUUAUUGAAGAAGUGACAUAAAGGCAUGCAAGAGAAAGAAGCAACCUGAAUUCUUUCAAACAUGUAUACCUUCUUGAUAAAACACAGCACUGAACCAGCUACUUGAAGUAAAUUAACUCUAUCUACCCCAGCUUCAACAAGGACAGCAGCAAUUUAUAGGUUUCUCAUAUUUUUUCCCUCUUGCAAACAGAGAGAAUGACGUUUCUUGUAGAUGUAAUUCCCCAAGAACUUAUCUUUAAAAGCCUCUCUCUAUUUGACUGUAUUUUCCAUGAAUAAUUUUGGUUGUUUGGACUAUUUUUGUUUUUUUCUUAUGUCCAUGUUUCUGAUGGGGUAGAGUUAAUUUUCUCCCUAGUAGCUGGUGAAGUGUUGUGGUUUGGCUUUACUCUGACAACAAUGCUGAUAACACACUGAUGUUUUAGUUGUUGAUCAGUAGCACUUACCCUGAUCAAGGACUUUUCAAUCUCUCAUGCUCGGCCAGUGGGAAGGGGCAAGGGAAGCCAGGAGGAAGCAGAAACAGGACACCUCAUCCAAACUAGCCAAAGGGGUAUUCCAUACCACAGCACAUCAUGCCCAUUAUAUAAACUGGGGGGAGCCACCCAGAAGGCCCAGAUAGCUGCUCAGGUUGGGCUGGGUAUUGGUCAGCCACUGGUGAGCAAUUGUAUUGUGUGUCACUUCUGUUUAUUGGGCUUUUUUCCUUUCCCCUUUUAGUUUUAUAUUCUCUCCCUUUGUUAUUUCCCUUAUCAUUAUUAUCACUAUUAGUAGUAGUACAUUGGUGAUUAAACUGUUCUUAUCUCAACCCAUGGGGUUUACAUUAUUUCAAUUCUCCUUUAGAGAGGGAAAAGGUGGGGGGGGUGAGUGAGCAGCUGUGUGAUAUUUAGUUACUGACUGGGUUUAAACCAUGAUACCAUUUUUUGGCGCCCAACAUGGGGCUGGAACAGUUGAGAUAAAAACAGAUCUUUUAUUUGCUCUCAGAACUGGUCAAGCUUGAUCUCAGAUUUGCAUUAUCUAAUACCUUACUUUCAGUAUGCUUUCCCUCCAGUGAUAUUUAUCAUCCAUGGGACCUGGACUAAGGCUCUCACUUUGGUGUGCUUUAUAGUAAUGGCUUGUGAUACGAUAGAAUUGCUGGUUGUGAAACCAAUCUGGUAUGUGUAUUAAGCAUUGCCAUCACCUCUAUAUUUUUGGAGCCACCUAAUUGAAACUAUUAAUAAUUAUACCUUUUGCCUUUUCUCCUUGGAGGGCCAACAUGUGGAGGAGACCUCCUCCCAUAUCUUCCCCUUUGCCACCAGGCUAUUUACAGUAGCAUUUGAAAAUUUUAAAGCUUUUUAAUAUCCUUUGGAUACCACUGAAACACCACAUAGAUGCUCGUGUACCCAAGAGUUGGGCCACUGAGGAACACCAGAACAACCAACAGGUGGAUCAAGUUGCUAAGAUUGAAGUGGCUUAGAUGAACUUAGAUUGGCAACAUAAAGGUGAAUUAUUUUUAGCCUGAUAGGCCCAUGACAUUUCAGGCCAACAGAGCAGAGAUGCAACAUACAGAUGGGCCCGUGAUCGAGGGGUGGACUUAACAAUGGACACUAUUGCCCAGGUUAUUCAUGAGUGUGAAACAUGUGCUGCAAUUAAACAAGCCAAGCGGUUAAAGCCUCUUUGGUAUGGAGGACGAUGGCUGAAGUACAAAUAGGGGGAGGCCUGGCAGAUUGAUUAUAUCACACUCCCAUCAACCCACCAAGGCAAGCGCCAUGUGCUUACCAUGGUGGAAGCAACCACCGGGUGGCUGGAGACAUACGCUGUGCCCCAUGCCACUGCCCGGAACACCAUCCUGGGCCUUGAGAAACAGAUUUUGUGGCGACACGACACCCCAGAGAGAAUUGAGUCAGACAAUGGGACUCACUUCCGGAAUAACCUUACAGAUAUUUGGGCCAAAGAGCAUGGCAUUGAGUGGGUAUAUCACAUCCCCUACCACGCACCAGCCUCUGGGAAAAUCGAAAGGUACAAUGGGCUGUUAAAAACUAGACUGAGAGCAAUGGGUGGGGGAACUUUCAAACAUUGGGAUACACAUUUACCAAAGGCCACUUGGUUGGUCAACACCACCAGAGGAUCUGCCAACAGGGCUGGCCCACCACAGUCACAACUUUUACAUACUGUAGAGAGAGAUAAAGUUCCUGUGGUGCACAUAAAGAAUUUGCUGGGGAAAACACUCUGUGUGAUUUCUUCUUCAGCAAAGACAAAAUCACUCAUAGGAUUGCUUUUGCUCAGGGACCUGGAUACACCUGGAGGGAGGAUGUGGGAAGUACAGUUUGUAUCUCAAGGAGAUUUGAUUCUGGGUGAAAAUGGCCAGCCAAUUGAACUGUAUGAUGACGUAUAACAUUUGAUAUUAUCACUUCCAUGGCCGCUAUACACCCAUCACUGCGCUGAGCACCUCGUGGCACCCAUCUCCAUCGUUCCAGAUUUGCGAAUCUGAACCUGACACCCUUUUGAUCACCACAUUAACAAAGAAUGAACUUUGACAAAACUGGGGAAGGGCAGCUGUAAGGGAAUGGGAGUGAGCUUCAGCAUGCAACAACCCAACACCACACAUCAUUCAUCUUGUCUGUCCAGAGAGACUGUUACAACAGAUGGAGCCCCAAGUCAUGGUCUGAAUGAACUCAGCAAACAUUUGUAGAGAUGGUCCGUAGACUAGGGAAAUGAUAUCUGUGUGUAUAUAUAUCUAUCAAAAGACAGGAAAAGUGAUGGUGGGAAGUGUCAUACCUGUCAUGAUGUGAAUGAUAUUGAAUAAGGUAUGGAUACUGUCCAGGUUUUUCGUUAGUAUAGAGUCAAUUUUCUCCCUAGUAGCUGGUGCAGUGCUGUGUUUUGGCUUUAGUCUGAGAACAAUGAUGAUAAUGCACUGAUGUUUUAGUUGUUGCUAAGUAAUGCUUACCCUGACCAAGGACUUUUCAGUCUCUCAUGCUCUGCCAAAAAGGAGGGGCUCAAGAAGCCAGGAUGGAGCAGAGACAAGACACUUGACCCAAACUAGCCAAAGGGAUAUUCCAUACCACAGCACAUCAUGCCCAGUAUAUAAACUGGGGGUAGUCACCCAGAAGGGCAGAUCACUGUUAGUCUGGCUAUUGGUUGGCAGGUGAUGAGCAAUUGUAUUGUGCAUCACUUGUGUUCAUUGUUUUUUUUUUCCUUUCCUCUCUUAGUUUUAUAUACUCUCCUCUUGUUAUUUCCCUUAACAUUCUUAUUAUUAGUAAUAGUAGUAGUAGUAAUAUAUUGUACUUUAGUUAUUAAAUUGGUCUUAUCUCAA
Messenger RNA from Pezoporus occidentalis (night parrot), 4622 nucleotides. RefSeq names its product granulocyte-macrophage colony-stimulating factor receptor subunit alpha-like. The record is from RefSeq and is a predicted model, not a curated record. Gene Ontology annotation, cellular component: external side of plasma membrane; membrane. Gene Ontology annotation, biological process: cytokine-mediated signaling pathway. Gene Ontology annotation, molecular function: cytokine receptor activity; protein binding. The transcript has 10 exons. Lineage: Eukaryota; Metazoa; Chordata; Aves; Psittaciformes; Psittacidae. The coding region runs from base 500 to 1363 and encodes 287 amino acids.